Bufo gargarizans (Asiatic toad) is the source of this 3005-nucleotide messenger RNA. It is a transcript of the gene SLC51A, whose product is annotated as solute carrier family 51 subunit alpha. Gene Ontology annotation, biological process: bile acid and bile salt transport. The transcript is spliced from 9 exons. Gene Ontology annotation, cellular component: plasma membrane; endoplasmic reticulum membrane. The coding region runs from base 60 to 1058 and encodes 332 amino acids. The record is from RefSeq and is a predicted model, not a curated record. NCBI's taxonomy places the organism in Eukaryota, Metazoa, Chordata, Amphibia, Anura, Bufonidae. Gene Ontology annotation, molecular function: transporter activity.
CCAGAGCAGAGUGUGUUACAGCUGUGAGCAGAGUGGAAGCUUUGGGCAACAUCUGAAUCAUGGCGUCUUCAGAAGAGUUCAAACCAGACCCCAGACUUCCCAAGAAGCUUGUUUACUUCCUGAUGAACAACCACAGUGUACCGCCAUCCUGCUUCUCCUUACCACCAACCGCAGCACAAUUACCAUACUUGGUGGACACCAUACAACUUUGCAUCAUGGGGAUCCUCACCAUUCUUUCCAUAAUCUCAAUCAUUGUUUAUGUGGAAGAUGCUCUUUACAUUAUGAAGAAAGUACAAUGCCCAAUGAAAAAAAGAACAUCUCUAUGGAGCAGUGCUGCCCCAACGGUCAUCUCAACAAUUACCUGUUUGGGUCUGUGGAUUCCUCGUUCAGCCAUGUUUGUAGAAGUUGCUAUUGGCACGUAUUUUGCAGUUUGCUUCUACCUCAUCUUAAUGGUUAUAAUAGAAGGCUAUGGGGGAAGAAAUGCAAUUGUCAAGAGAUUUGAGUCCACUGAUCUUCACAUCAACACUGGACCAUGUUGCUGCUGCUGCUGCUGCCUCCCUCGCAUCAAACUGACCAGGAGGAAGGUGAACCUCUUCAUCAUAUGUGUCUUGCAGAUGGCAUUCUUGAAGCCACUGUUUAAUUUCAUUGGCUUGAUUCUCUGGACUGAUGGCAUUUACAAUACAGAAAAUCUCUCAGGCACCAGUGUUGCACUAUGGAUGAAUGUGGUUCUUGGUUUUGGUACUAUUCUAGCCUUAUGGCCAAUUGGUAUACUAUUCCGUGUGGCCAAAGAUCACUUGGCUGAAUUCAACAUGAAAACAAAAUUUGCAGUUUUUCAGCUAAUGCUUCUCCUGAGCACGUUACAGGCCUCGAUUUUUAGUAUCCUGGGCAGUGCCGGAGUUCUUCCCUGCGUGCCUCCAUAUGCAUUUAAACCCAGGUCUUACUUGAUGCACUACCAUCUGCAAAUUAUAGAGACAUUUGUACUGACAAUAAUGGCUCGAAAUGCAUAUAGGAAGAAGGAUGAAGAAGCAGGGUACAAGAUAAAAACACAGUCUGCGUGAUUCAGACAUCCUGUAUAGUCAGUCCUCCAACAUAUUCUGUGCAUUUAUGCAUACCUAUAUAUCAGUAUGCCAUACCAAAGAUAACAUCAUUUUUUUAUAUUCAGCGAUGAACACCCUAACUGCAAAUUUUCUUGGAAGUGUUUGCAAUGUUAAACUCAGAAUUAGGGAUCAUGCACACGGCCGUUGCGUUCAAUUUACGGUCCCCAUUGCAUCGGCAACAUCCGUGUGGAUUCUGUAGAUGGAUCCAGAUUCCAGUCCGAUUCAACUUGAAUGGGUCAGUGAUCCGUCGACACUGCAAAAAAGUAGUGCAUGCAUUACUCUUUUGCGGUGCGGAGGCACAGAGAAAAACCUGUGCCUCCGUUCCGUAGCGGACCUUCUUGUAUGUGGACCCAUUCAAUGCGGACCUGCUGUUUGCGGGUCGCAAUACGGGCCCGGUCGACAAACGAUCGUGUGCAUGAGCCCUUAGUCUACAACUACUAUAUGUCCAAAAGACCAUUGAAACACAAAUAUAUGUGGACUUGAAGGGGUAUUCUGCUUGUAACAAGUUAUCUCCUGUCCACAGGCUAGGGGAUAACUAUUGGAUUGGUAGGGGUCUGACCACAAGCAGGGGCAAAACUACCAUAGUGGCAGACCAUGCAACUGCUAUAGGGCCCAGGGCAAGAUGGGGCCCAGUUGGGAUUAUCUCUUCUUCUACUGGGGUGAAAACUUGGUCAGGACUCGACCCUCUAAAGGAAACCCUUCUGUCCUGUGUGUGCGGCCUGGUUUGAUCCUUGCUAUGGUUCCUUUAUUUCUCUAUGUAUGCCACUGACCACUGGUUCCCACUAAUCAAAAGAAAGGAGACCCUGUAGCCUGCAGGGCCCCAAAAUGAAUGAUGUGGCAGGUCUAUGCACUGCAGCUCUGUUCAUCUCUAUGGGACAGCCUGGGCUGGGUACAGUGCACUGCUAUUUCUGGCAGUCUCAUAGAGAUGAAUGGAGAUGCAGUGCGCGUGUCCAACCUGGCGCUUCAUUCAAUUCAGUUGGCCACGCAGGGUACAAGGCUCCCAUACUUGUGAUUGGUGAGGGACUUAGCAGUUGGACCCCCCAUGAUCUAAUAUUUAUUCCCUAUCCUGUGGAUAAAGGAAAGAUAGCUUGUUUCAACUGAAAUACCCCCUUAAGGCAUAAAAGAAUGAAGAACUGUUCUGCAGUACACAAAUUAUAACUGAAAAUACCAGAUAUAUACCUCCGAACUACGGACACUGCAACCUCAUUUCUCAAGUAUUGUUUUUUAUUUUUUAUCACCAUACAUGAUCUUUGGUUACUCACAGGAUAUACCGUAUACGGUAUAAAUGUUAUAAACCACAACUUCUAUUUUUACAUAAAUGUCUGUCAUUAUUCUUCUCAUGAAAUAUAUAUAUAUUUUUUGUUAACAUCUAGUUGUACCCUAAACAUAGUCUUGUACUAUGCUGCAUCAUAUGAAACUGAAUCCCUUUUCUACUUAGGCUAAUUUCACACUUGCAGCAGGGUCUGGCAGGCUGUUCCAGCGGGGGAACAGCCUGCCGGAUCAGUGCUAACGCUAUCCCACCGUGCCGCCGGAUAGCGGUAUUCACUAUAAUAGGGGUGGGCCGGAGAUCCGGCCGCAGCACGGCGAGCAAGUCAAGAGGUCGCCUCUCGGCAUGUUUGCAGUGCUGCAGCCAGACAUCAGGCUUGCCCCUAUUAUAGUGAAUGGGGUCGGAGCGGACUUCCGACGGCACGGUGGGAUAGCCUUAGCACUGAUCCGGCAGGCUGUUCCCCUGCCGGAACAGCCUGCCGGACCCUGCUGCCUCAAGUGUGAAAGUAGCCUUAUCCAGGGCCUUACAGUGAUGUUCUUUCCAAGAUUUUUCUUAAUACUUAAAGUAAAUAUUCAAUUACUAUUCAUUUGUCAUCAUUGUCUGCAUUAUUGUCACAAAAUAAACUGCCUCAUAUAUUUAUG